ACCGAUCCAAAUCACUGUUCUUGGUUCCGCCUUUAGCGUCAAAUCUGAGUUUCCCGAUUUCUUUCUUGUCGUUUGUGAUUUUCUCUUCUUUUUCUUGAUUGCUCCAUUUCGAAGUUCUUCCGAGUAAUUGAAUUUUCUUGUUAAGAGUGUGAACGAACUGCUUCUCUCAUUAGACUUUUUUUUUUUGUUUUUUGGCCCCCGAUUCUUCGAUACGUUGUUUUUGUUCCUAAAUUUGUAUCUAUCUAUUUUUUUUGCUUUGGAUUUUGAACGUUUUGAUGGGGAUGAACUGAAGCCUCAAGAAAUGGGGAUAUAUCUCAGUUCCCCGAAAACUGAUAAGGCCUCAGAAGAUGGAGAGAAUGGAAGACUUCGAUAUGGAUUGUCCUCGAUGCAAGGGUGGCGCGCAACAAUGGAAGAUGCUCAUGCUGCUUAUCCAGAUUUGGAUGGUUCUACAUCUUUUUUUGGUGUUUAUGAUGGCCAUGGAGGUAAAGCUGUUGCAAAAUUCUGUGCCAAGUAUCUUCACCAACAGUUGCUCAAGCAUGAAGCUUAUUUAGCUGGAGAUAUAGGCACUUCUGCACAGAAAUCGUUUCUCAGAAUGGAUGAGAUGAUGCGUGGACAAAGAGGGUGGAGAGAAUUAGCAAUAUUGGGAGAUAAAAUCGACAAAGUUUCUGGUGUGAUAGAAGGUUUGAUAUGGUCUCCUAAAGCUGGUGAUGUUAAUAAUGGGGAAGACAAGGAUCACUUUAAUGAUUGGCCUUCUGAAGAGGGGCCUCACUCUGAUUUUGAUGGGCCAAAUUCUGGAAGCACAGCCUGUGUUGCAAUAAUUCGAGACAAUCGACUCAUUGUAGCAAAUGCGGGUGAUUCUCGUUGUGUAAUAUCUCGAAAGGGUCAGGCCUAUAAUCUUUCUAAAGAUCAUAAGCCAGACCUUGAGAAUGAGAAAGACAGAAUUCUAAAAGCUGGUGGAUUUAUCCAGGUUGGACGGGUCAAUGGAACUUUAAACUUGGCUAGAGCUAUUGGAGAUGUAGAAUUCAAGCAGAAUAAACAUUUGCCUGUUGAAAAGCAGAUUGUAACUGCCAAUCCAGACAUAACUAGUGUUGAGCUAUGUGAUGAUGAUGAGUUUCUCAUUUUAGCUUGUGAUGGAAUAUGGGAUUGCAUGUCAAGCCAACAACUUGUAGACUUUGUGGGAGAACAGAUAAAGCGAGAAAGUAAACUCUCAACUGUUUGUGAGAGAGUAUUUGACAGGUGCGUGGCACCAACUGCUGGUGGUGAGGGUUGUGACAAUAUGACAAUGAUCUUGAUUCAAUUUAAGAGACCCGUUAGUGCAGAUGCUUCAGUGGCAGACCAGUCUUUGUCAUCUGAACAAUCGUCAAAGGUAGAUAAAGUGUCUGAAUGGUCAUCAGAGAUAGAUAAAGUGUCUGAACACUUGUCGGAGAACGAUAAAACAUCCGAACAGUCAUCAAAGAUCGAUAAAACUCCUGAACAGUCAUCGAAGAUCGAUAAAACUUCGGGAGUGACUGAAUAGAGGUGGCUUUUAUGAGCAUCAGAAUUAUUGAAUCCAAAUUCAAAUUUGGAGGUGAAUUUCUCAUGACAUGAUUGUACAUGUUUUGAAGGUAUUAAUCAAGUAAAUUCGCAUUUUGAGUUCUGUAAAUGAGUCUGGGUUUUUGCAUUGUGGGUGCUCCAGAUUUUUAAGGGCUUUGCCUACAAUUUUUCUUUAGAAUCAAACAUUUCACGACGUCAGUUUAUCAAACAGAAACUUAAUUAAAUUUAUAAUGUCCUUAUUUUGGAAUA
Messenger RNA from Ziziphus jujuba (common jujube), 1782 nucleotides. Its product is annotated as probable protein phosphatase 2C 60. The transcript is spliced from 11 exons. Gene Ontology annotation, molecular function: protein serine/threonine phosphatase activity; cation binding. The record is from RefSeq and is a predicted model, not a curated record. NCBI's taxonomy places the organism in Eukaryota, Viridiplantae, Streptophyta, Magnoliopsida, Rosales, Rhamnaceae. The coding region runs from base 302 to 1516 and encodes 404 amino acids. Gene Ontology annotation, biological process: protein dephosphorylation.